This is a messenger RNA of Cuscuta europaea, 1081 nucleotides long. The record is from the annotation of a GenBank genome assembly. Lineage: Eukaryota; Viridiplantae; Streptophyta; Magnoliopsida; Solanales; Convolvulaceae.
GGAGAAAUGAAGAAGCUGAUAAGUGAGCUAUCUCUCGGGCGGGACGCCGCCGCGCAACUUCAGAUGAUUCUGAACGGGCCGCCGCCGCCCCGUUCUGAUCAAGAAACUUGCGAGCUGCUGGUUCAGAAUGUCCUGUCUUCCUACGAAAAGGUGCUCGCCAUGCUUAAUUCCGAAUCUUCGACGAGGAUUACUACUCGGACGGCGGUCCCACCAUCUCCGGCAGGGGCCACAUUUGGGAUUCAAUCUUCUUCUUCCCUUUCCGGCAGUCCCCAUAGUGAAGAUUCCGACCGGGAUGGCGAUGGGUCUCGCAAGAAGAGGAAAGCUCCUCGUUGGACGCAAAAAGUUAAGGUUUGCAAGGGAUCAGAGCUUGAAGGAAAUGUUGAUGACGGCUAUAGUUGGAGAAAAUAUGGGCAGAAAGAAAUCCAUGGAACCAGAUAUCCAAGAGCUUAUUUCAGAUGUGCCCAUAGACACACCCAAGGUUGUUUGGCAACCAAACAUGUCCAAAGAUCGGACGAGGACCCGAACAUUUUCGACAUUACUUUCCGUGGAAAGCACGCUUGCAAGCAGUUCCAGCCCGGUAACGGCAGCCCGCCACCACCACCGCCACUGAUAAUCCCUCCGCAAAAUCAAGAACCAAUAAUCUCAGCAAUGGAAAGCCAACUAGUGAUUAACCCCUUCACAAAACAAGCCCAGCGCCCAUCUGGAGAUGUCCUUAAAGUUGAAACCAGCAAUUUGAACAUUGCUCAUCAAGAAAACCAUCUAUUGUUCAAUUAUUUUGACAACCUCUCUUCGUCAAACUCAAAUCCCGAACAUUAUGAUCUCCAACUUUACGACCAGAACUUCGGCUGGAAUGUUCCGUCAGGCGGCUUUGGCCUUAUUACAGGCGGCGGAAGCCAAAAUGUGGCGCCGAAAUCAAACUUAGCUGCAUUUGGUGAAGCUAGUAGGAUCACUCCCCCUCUUUCAAGGGCAGUUGAAACGACAAACUCAUCUGCCGUUGACCAAGGAUUCCCUUUUGCCACAAUGGGAUUUGACUCCAAUUUCACCUUUGGUGAUCAUGAUGAUUUCUUCCCAUAGCUCAUUU